This is a messenger RNA of Tremella mesenterica DSM 1558, 609 nucleotides long. RefSeq lists its product as uncharacterized. Bases 1 to 609 code for a protein of 202 amino acids. The transcript has 3 exons. NCBI's taxonomy places the organism in Eukaryota, Fungi, Basidiomycota, Tremellomycetes, Tremellales, Tremellaceae. The record is from RefSeq and is a predicted model, not a curated record.
AUGAGCACUCGCCCACAACUCGACACUUAUCAAUCCUUUAUGGAUCGUUUCACCGCUGCCCUCUCCCAGCAGGGGAAUUCCCCCCGCCAAGUGUCGUCCAUGGGCUUUGGAGCCCUCGCCAUCACCGAUGGUUCGCCGUCUGUCGCGGCCCCUCCCGCCGUUGGAGCUCCUGCUGCGGUUCCUUCUCCCGCCGUGUCCCCCGCUAUGGCUGCGAUCCCUCUCUCCUCUGGCCAACAGGAGGUCAGACCUGCUCCUGUUGGCCCUUCGCAAGCUUCGGGUCAGUCUGCUACUGUGGUGGGGAUUGAUGAUGACGACGAGGAGAUGGAUGUUGUUGAUAGUGAUGAAGAGAUGGGUGAUGUUGUUGAUGGUGAGGAAACGGGUGGUGCAGAUGAUGAGGAAGGAAUGGGUGAUGAAGAUGAGGAAAUGUAUGACAUUGAUCUUGGUGACCAGGAGUUGUUUGAGGAUAGGGAUGGUUGGUUGGCCGAGGUAGGGGCAUUUAGUCGUACGUUCUCAGUUGUAUUAUCUGUUCCUGUCCGCGUCAUCAAAGGAUCCCCCGAGCUUUGUGUCACAAACUACGUCGUGACACCUCGAUUACUCCACCAACAAUGA